This is a messenger RNA of Anas platyrhynchos (mallard), 11340 nucleotides long. It is a transcript of the gene RAPH1, whose product is annotated as Ras association (RalGDS/AF-6) and pleckstrin homology domains 1. Gene Ontology annotation, cellular component: cytosol; plasma membrane. Gene Ontology annotation, biological process: signal transduction. The record is from RefSeq and is a predicted model, not a curated record. NCBI's taxonomy places the organism in Eukaryota, Metazoa, Chordata, Aves, Anseriformes, Anatidae.
UUUAGCUGGCAAAAAUCUAAGAACAGAUGGAAAGAGUCAAACACUUUUUCUCCUCCUUAGAGCGGUCAGGGGUCACAGGCACAAGGCGUUGUGUGAUGGGGCAGCAGUGUGUGUGUGUACCCGUGCACGCACACACAUGCAGAGCUGUGAUGGACAGGGUCAGAAUCCCCCGUGCCACCCUGGAGACCUGCCCCAGCAUUUCGGGCAGGUCCGUGCUGCCGCCUUCCCCAGCCCUGCCGCACUCAGGGGGCAGCGGCUCCGCUCCGCGCCCAGCCCCGUCCCGCUGCCAGCUGCGGCUCUGCCACAGCCGGGGCACGGCACGCGCUGCCCGCGCCAACCGCCCAACGGUCCCCCGCGCGCCAACCGCCCCCGCGCGCCAACCGCCUCAACGGUCACCCCCGCGCGCCCAACGGUCACUCCCGCGCCCGCCGCCUCAGGGAGGGCCUCGGUCGCCCCCCGGGCGCUGGCGUUGAGGCGGGGCGAGGCGAGGCGCGGCCUCCGCGCGCCGGAAGUCGGGCGGCGAAGGGGGGGAGCGCGGAGCGGCGGCGGGGAGCGGCCAGCCGGGAGCGGCGAGCGGGGCUGGGCAGGGCAGGGCAGGGAGGGAACGGCGCUGCCCGAGCCCGGCGCGGACGUGCUGCGGCUGCCGGGCGGAGGCGGUGCGGCGGAAACAAGCAGCGGGGAAGGAAGGGAGCGGCGGCGGGAGCCGGGAGCCGCGGCCACCAUUAGCGGCGGGAGGAGCAGCAACAGCAGCAGCCGCGGGGGGCUGCGGGCGGAGCGCGGUGCCGCCGCCUCGCCCCUGCGCCUCACGGACACCGCCGCUGCCCGCCGGGGGCUCCCCGCAGCUGAGGCGAGAUGGUGCACUUUCAACUUCAGUGGUGUGUUUCAUUUCUGAAAUGUGAUGACUUGGGCAUCUCUUUUUGAAAAGAUGGAGCAAUUAUCAGAUGAAGAGCUUGACCAUGGUGCGGAAGAAGAUAGUGAUAAGGAAGAUCAGGAUCUGGACAAGAUGUUUGGGGCCUGGCUGGGAGAACUAGACAAACUCACACAGAGUUUGGAUACAGACAAACCUGUGGCACCAGUGAAGAGAUCACCUCUCCAUCAGGAAACUAAUCUUGCCAACUUCUCAUAUCGUUUCUCCAUGUACAAUCUAAAUGAAGCCCUGAAUCAGGGGGAGACUGUGGAUCUAGAUGCCCUCAUGGCUGAUCUCUGUUCCAUAGAGCAGGAGCUCAGCAGCAUUGGGUCUCAUUCAGCAAAUAAUACUGCAGUGAAACGCCUUGCCACAGAACCCAAAGCUCAGAAACCACCUGCUAGCCGACCCUCUACUAAGCACAGCAGUAUGAAAGGAUUAUCCUCUUCAUCUGGUAAGGUGACUAAACCAUCACAUGCCAACGUUUCUUUGGAUGACAUCACUGCACAGUUAGAGAAAGCCUCUUUGAGCAUGGAUGAGGCAGCCCAGCAGUCAGUUGAAGAAGACACCAAACCAGUAGUUACUGCUCAGCACAGGAGGACAGCAUCUGCUGGCACAGUGAGUGAUGCUGAGGUGCGCUCAAUCAGUAACUCCUCCCGUUCCAGCGUUACUUCUGCAGCUUCCAGCAUGGACUCCUUGGAUAUCGAUAAGGUGACAAGGCCUCAGGAAUUGGACUUGACAUCACAAGGGCAACCAAUCACUGAGUCCAAGCAUCCCAUUAAUUUUACAGAAGAGGAGGCUGAACUGAUUCCUCACUCCUAUUUGGACAGGGAAACCUCCCUCCUUCUCCGAAACAUUGCAGGAAAGCCUUCUCACUUGCUGACCAAGGAGGAACAGGCUGCUAAACUGAAAGCUGAGAAGAUCAGAGUUGCGUUAGAGAAGAUUAAAGAGGCACAAGUGAAAAAGUUGGUGAUCAGAGUCCACAUGUCUGAUGACAGCUCAAAAACAAUGAUGGUAGAUGAGAGGCAGACAGUGAGACAAGUAUUAGACAAUCUGAUGGACAAAUCACAUUGUGGUUACAGUUUAGACUGGUCAUUGGUGGAAACCAUCUCUGAACUGCAAAUGGAAAGGAUCUUUGAAGAUCAUGAAAAUUUAGUUGAAAAUCUUCUGAACUGGACAAGAGACAGUCAAAACAAACUAAUGUUUGUGGAACGCAUAGAGAAAUAUGCACUUUUCAAGAAUCCCCAGAACUAUCUUCUGGGGAAAAAAGAAACCUCUGAGAUGGCAGACAGAAAUAAAGAGGUGCUGCUAGAGGAAUGUUUCUGUGGAAGUUCUGUAACUGUGCCAGAAAUUGAGGGAGUUUUGUGGCUGAAAGAGGAUGGUAAGAAGUCUUGGAAGAAACGUUACUUUCUCCUUCGAGCUUCUGGAAUCUAUUAUGUCCCUAAAGGGAAGGCAAAGGUCUCGCGGGAUCUUGUAUGCUUUCUACAGCUAGAUCAUGUCAACGUUUACUAUGGACAAGACUAUCGGAACAAAUACAAAGCACCCACAGACUAUUGUUUAGUGCUGAAGCAUCCUCAGAUCCAGAAGAAAUCCCAGUAUAUCAAGUAUCUUUGCUGUGAUGAUGUAAGAACUCUACACCAAUGGAUCAAUGGCAUCCGCAUUGCUAAGUAUGGGAAGCAACUGUACAUGAAUUAUCAGGAAGCAUUGAAGAGAACAGAAUCGGCGUAUGACUGGACUUCCUUGUCUAGCUCCAGUAUCAAGUCAGGCUCCAGCUCAUCUAGUUUGCCAGAAUCUCAGUCAAAUCAUUCUAAUCAGUCUGACAGUGGAGUUUCUGACACCCAGCCAACUGGACAUGUCCGUUCCCAAAGUAUCGUCAGCUCCAUGUUCUCUGAGGCCUGGAAGCGAGGCACUCAACUGGAGGAAUCCAGCAAGGCCCGAAUGGAGCCUGCAGGUCGGCCCUUCAUGUCUGUUGCACCUCCUGUGUCCCCGCAGACAAAAGUGGCGACCCCCUAUGCAGCCUCACAGCCAUCCCCCCCGCUGCCCCCACCGCCGCCCCCCCCUCCUCCACCCCCACCUCCCCCUCCUCCUCCUCCACCCCCCCUCCCCAGCCAGGCCGCCCCGGCUGCUGCCUCCCCCGCCACCAUGUUCGUCAAGUACAGCACCAUCACCCGCCUGCAGAACGCAGCCCAGCACGGCGGCCCUUUUGCCAAGGCCCCCGCCGCACCGCAGCCCCCCCCGCCCCCUCCAGCCUCGGGCAAGCCUCAGAUCCUGGUGCCCCCCAACGGGGUCAUGCCGCCUCCCCCCCCUCCGCCGCCGCCUCCCACUCCGGGCUCAGCCAUGGCACAGCUGAAGCCGGCACCUUGCGCCCCGUCUGUGCCGCAGUUCACGCCUCCGCCACCCCCCCCCAAAAUCCAUCAGGUGCAACCAAAUAUAAGCCAGGCUGCUGCCACUGCAGCCGCUGCCACCCCCCCGUUGCCACCCCCUCCUCCCCCCGUGCCUGCGCCCCCACCGCCCCAAGCGCCCCCAAAGCCUCUCAUGACAGCUCUCCCUCCGCAGCCCAGCGGGAAGGCAGCGUCACCAGGGGUCACGCAUGUCACCCCCCCUGUGCCAGUUCCCUUGCCCCUUGCAAUUAAGAAACAGCCGAGUGUCACCUCUUCCCAGGUGCCUCCGCUGCCCCCAGCCCCUCCAGGCCCCACUCCUCCCCCAACGUUCCCAAAGCAGCAGAGUUUCUCUGUGAAGCCGCCUCCGUCCCCUCAGUCCCCAGUGCCGUCAGUGGUGAAGCAGAUAGCCAGCCACUUCCCACCUCCUCCCACCCCACCUGCCGCUGAGCCCCAGCCUCUGAAACCCCUGCCGCUGAGCGUGGCUCCCCAGUCACCUCCAGCGGUGAAGGCGAAGCCCAAGUGGCAGCCUGCCUCUGUUCCCUCUCCGGAUUUCCCCCCUCCUCCACCAGAGAGCAGCUUAGUGUUUCCUCCUCCACCUCCUUCCCCAGCUACCUCUGCAGGUUCUCCCCCCCCUGACAAAUCAGGGUCUCCAGUCAAAAAGACCAGCAAGACAUCAAGCCCUGGAGGGAAGAAACCACCUCCAACACCUCAGCGGAACUCCAGCAUCAAAUCCACCAGCUCCACUGAGUACCACGAGUCCAAGAGACCUUCAGUGGACCGCCUUGUCAGCAAAUUUGCACACCCACCAGAGCCGUCAGGGUCUCCUUCGAAGGAGUCGUUGCCUCCUGCAGCCCCUCCAAAGCCUGGAAAGCUCAACCUUUCUGGUGUGAGCUUGCCCAUCGUCGUUCCGCAUGGAGGGAUCCCGGCCAAGGCUCCUGUGCCAGGUGUGUCUGGGAAGGAACCUGUGGUUGAAUUCCCUUCACCGCCGUCAGAUUCAGACUUUCCACCACCGCCACCCGAAAUAGAUCUUCCCAUCCCACCGGUUGAGAUCCCAUCGGUGUUUUCAGGCAGUACCUCCCCGAAAGUCGCUGUUGUCAAUCCCCAGCCUCAGGCGUGGUCAAAAUCAUCCAUUAAAAAAGCCCCACCGCCCACGCGUCCGAAGCGGAACGACAGCACUCGGCUGACACAGGCAGACGUCGCAGAGCCACCGGUGACUCCUGGCCCCCAAGUGCCCACCUCACCCAAGUCCAGCCUUAGCGUUCAGCCGGGAUUCUUGGCAGACCUCAACCGGACGCUGCAGCGGAAAUCCAUCACCCGGCACGGCUCCCUCUCCUCUGCACGGAUGUCCAGAGCAGAGCCCACAGCCACCAUGGACGACAUGGCCCUGCCGCCACCCCCACCGGAGCUUCUGGCUGACCAGCAGAAGACGAGCAGCUUCAAGGGCAGUCAUAUAUCUGGCUAUGCAACAUUACGGAGGGGGCCACCGCCUGCACCUCCCAAAAGGGAUCAGAACACCAAGCUGUCGCAGGACUGGUAGUCCCCAGGGGCCGGUGCUCUCUGACUCGAGGGCUGCGCUGUGGUCAGGCAGCCUGUGAUGUUGUGCGCUUGGAGAGAAUGUGGGGACGUGGACAAUAGCCCCGUCAAAAGAGGUGAUCUCAAACUGUAGCUAAGAGUAAAGAUAAAGACAUUCCCCUUUCAUGGCUAGGCCAAAAAAGUGGGGGGCUUGGGGUUGUCAAUAUUUUAUUGGGGGAGGUGGGUAGAAGAGGCAUCAACUUAAUCCUUUCGAUUUCUUUUACCCUUCGUAUGGAUUGGACCAAAAUCCCUUUUUCUUACUUUUUCUGCAUUGAGGGGAAGAUAAUUUUUGUAGUGUCUGUCCAUGUGAGACAUGUUUGUGCAUGUAUUAUAAGUGUAGGUAUAUAAUAUAUUGUGAUAUAUUUCGUCGCAAUUAUAGAAGAUAACCAGAAUGUUUUUGUAGAGCCGUAUUUAUUGUUUCAGUCACUAUAUUAUUGGGAAUCAGACUCUGUAACCAGUCAAAUCUUACCGUAUAAGAUGAAGAUGUAGAGGGCACUUUAAAGAAAGGAAGAAGGAAAAAGUAGGGAAAAAAAAGCACCACAAACCUUUUGGCAGUUUGUGAUGGGUAAAUAAUGGUGUAAAGUGGAGGUGUUCUGCUAGUAGUUGUACAUUGGUCCUUGAUUGAAAAAUACAGACUCAACAUACCAAAACAUUCUGGUCAUAAUACUACUGAAAAUGAGUAUGUUCUGACAAAGAAAAUAGAUUUUAUAUGUAGUGGGCUGGAGUGAAAUAUAUUUAUACUAUAAAGAACCUCCCCCUUCCUUCCAAAUAGUUUAAAAAUAUACACUGCUACAAAAUAAUUCAAAAUUACUUGCCCAUGAAGUAACUAGGAUAAAUGUGUAUUAUUCCAAUCCAUUAUGCAUUUUAAGUUUAUAAUAGGCUCGAUCAUUUGUUUUUAUGGCACAAGAUGACCAUUUGUGUUAACCCCUUCUGAAAGCUGCCAGGACUCCUGCAAUCAGUGCCGACUCACAAGCCUGACCUGUGUGGAUCCAUCACUUGUGCGUGUCAUUCUUUCCCUGAAUGAACAGGUAGGUUUCUGUAGAGAGCGCUCUGUUCUCACAGACACAGCGUACAGUCUCACAUUGUCUGUGCCUGAUAAGAUGUAUUAUCUUUACAAAAAACAAGUGUCUGGAAACAGUGUUGUUUGUAAUUCAUUAGAAACUGUCAGGAAACUUGUCUUUCUAGAAAGAGAGAAGGGAAUGGUAAUUUCAGGCUAAGCACAGCUGGAAUUCUCUUUUCUUUGACCUGCCAGGGGCUCUGACCAAUGCAUAAAUCUGUUAAUUAUGAAGUUGCACUUAUAGCAGUCAAGGGAGAGGACUGGAAAAAAAAUCUUUGAGAGGCAAUAACAUUUGCUAUUAGUUUAAUUUAAGGAGCCGUAUGAGUAGGAAAUAGUUUAUCAUGUUUGCUUUUUUUUUUUAUUGCUACCGAGUCACAAUCACCGUAUCAAGUACUAGCGUCCUUCAUCUUGUAUUUCAGGAGUUUGAUUAUACAGUCUUACCUACAUAUUGGACACAAUAAGGUAUUGUAAUUAGGAUAAGUGGUCUUGGGUGUUAUGCAUGUUCAUUACAGGGUAGUGGUACACAAUCUUUUUAAAUUAACUAAAAUACUUGGACUGUACCUAUGCCAUCUGCAGUCGUUAACUUCCCUGGUCAUUACAGGGAUACUGUCAAGGCUCAGAUGGCAAAGGAUUCUACUGUUUACCUUUAUUCCAAAAGCAAAUACUAUAUGCUUUUCUCCCCCAAAAAGUGAAUCAAAGGAAGUAGCUUAACCUCACAGUAUCUUCAAGUGUGUAAAAACAAGAUGGAAACUAAUCUCUCAUUAGAGUAACUCAGAUUGAUAAGAAAUAUUGUGAGUGUCCCCUAUUCCUUUUUUUAUUUAUUUUUUUUAAAUCCAAAUAAUAAAAUUAAUGUAUUUGUGAAUAAUUUAUGAAUAGGAAAAAGGUUUUGCCAAUUAGAGGGGAAAAAUGAUACAUCUAUAACUAUAUAGUUUUAAAUAAGUGCAUCAUGAAAAGAGAAAAAUUAAUGGUGCUCUAUUGACCUGUUUCAUAUAAUUUUAUAAAAUCUAUUUCAGCACCUCUGGAAAUUGUUUUAAUAUUUCUGACUAGUUUUUUUGAGCAAUAACAAUAUACCAUUGUGUGCAUUUUUAAAGCACUGCUAUAUGGAAAGGCACUUUUUUUGUAUCUUUCAAAUUGUUCACAAAGUUUUGUUUCUACUAUUUUUGUGCUUAUCAAGUGUCCUUAACAGCAUUUGCAUUGUUGAUUUUAAGCAUGGUCAGUAUAGCUGGCAAGUAACUUCGCAGGAAGAUUAAGCUAUACUGCAAUUCAUGGGUGCUGUAAUUUUCUACGUUGGUCCUGCUGCUGCUUUGUACUGUAUGCAGUUCCUGGGGCUCACACCCACCAGUGCAGAAGGUGUGCAAAUACAGUUGUAACUCCCAGCCGUUACUGAUGAUAGGUAAGUGGACAAAUCCUCUACUCCCUGAUGGGGUGCAUCUGGGCUGACACAGCACAUGCUCCCAGAUGAGAAUCAGUCAGGGAAUUCUUGCUCCGUUUUCCUUUCCCUACAAGAUAGCUAGCUCCACUGGUGGGUGAUGGUUGCAGCCCUUUUUCUCCUGUUCACUCAGUGCGGGUACCUCUAGGAUUUGCACUUGGCAGAGCAAUGUUUUAAGUGCAGUUUUUUCAGAGGCGUUUGAACUUUGUUCUUGUGCCCAGUUUCAUUUACCCAGUAUCUCCCCCUAAGGCAAUGAAUCCAUGCUUAACGUUGCAGGCUGCUUAACAGCUUGCUGGGAGACAGAAGUUUAACUCAAGGUUCGCAGCAAAAAGAGUGAGUGUUGGCAAAGGUUGCAAGAUUGCAUCCUUAGUAGAACGUACUUCAUCAGUCACUAGUGAUACAGAAAAUGUGAGUGGCUGCAGCUUUGUCUCAGAUGUGUGCUGAAAUUUGGAUACAGAGUGAUUCAGACAACCUGGUUGUCUUUUCAGCUUUUUGGAUCCUGUCAAUGUAACUUGCUUUUCCAGUUUAUUUACUGUUUUAUGACAGCCAAUAUGCCUUAUUUGCAAGUAAGUUAUUUUUUCCCCUUGUGCUCUGGUCUCAGAAUUGUACCAUUUUAACUUGUAAAAUCAGAAAAUAAAGGGGCCAAAGCUCACACAAAGCAAGAUGCUUCUUGCUACAAACAGGGGCAGUAAUCCUUUUCGCACUACUAAAAUGAGUGUGUGAGAGCUGAGCUCUCAUACGCUGGACCCACAGAUAGCAGAUGCUUUUAUCCUAAAAUACUGAGAGAGUAGAGCUGUAGUUAUGUGGCAUGAUGAAGUGUGUAUACCCUUUGGCACUUAAUGUGUAUGUGAGGGAAAGCCCUGCUCCUGCAGGAGGAGCUGAGAGCUGACAGCUGCAUUCUUUGUUCUUCGUUUCCUCUCUGCCAAGCAGCUGUAGCAUCCACCUUUGCAGGUAGCAGGGAUCUGUUCAGCCAGCAGAGAGGGGAGGUUCUCUGCACAUGCAGCACAGCUGUAGAAAGCAGGAACCUGGGCUUCUCAGGCACUCCAGUUUAAUUCAGCUCUUGUGGAAUUGCUUUGGAAAGAAAAACUAGGCCCUCAUAACAGCACUAAUCAUAGAGGGAAAAUGUUAGUAACAAGAAAAGCUUUUGAGCACGUCAUUCUGAAGAAAUCAUUGGUAACGUGGUUGAGGUAGACAUGCUGGUGGUUCUGUUUUGUCUUUCAAAAUCUGUGUUUGGGGGAGGAGGUUAGGCACAUGUCUCACAGUAAAGAAAUAAAUUUAAAAAAAAAAAAACAAAAAACAGUUAUUGUACAUGGAAGAGGAAAGCUCCUGCUUCCCCUGUGCAGUGGCUUCCUCCUGCAGCAAAGCACUGCUUGCUCUAACUUAGUGCAUGACCUCAAAGCCAAAGAGCUCCUCUCCUGAACUUACUGUGCGAUUUCCUGUAGGGCAGCAUGGAGUGAUUGACAGACACAUCAGGGAAACAGUCAAGGUACCUGAAUCACUUUGGUUUCAGGGCUGAUGGGAGAGGGAGCAAUAUUUUAACAAGUGCAUUUUACAAUUCACUGUUGUGGAGUUGCACAUUUAGAGUUUUUUUUGUUGUUGCUGUUUUUUUCUAAUUCCUUUGCCCUGUGCUCUUAAGCAACCAGGUAGCACAAAUCAGCUCAGAGAAAGCGUGUGGCCAGUUUUGCUCUGGGUUAAAAUUUUUUUCCACAGUUAAAGGAACCAAAAGUGCCGUUUCAACAACAGAAGGGCAAAAGAGAGAAAUUUUCUGCUUAUUACAGAAAACCACAUAGAACUAAAUUGUUAUACUUCAAUGGUGCCGUUACAGGUAAAAUAAUUUCUUAUUCAAAGUAAGAUAGUAAGUAAGUGGGUCUCAUUACAAGUAUUAUGUCUAAUACAGAGUCAUGUUACAAGCAGUUGCAUCUCCUUGAUUAACUGGGGCAUUGUAUGGCUCACUGGCUUUAACUAUUGCUGGGGAACACUUACUGUGUUAGAGAAUUAGAUUUACCAUUUGAAAAUCUUGUUAACGUAGAGCCGAAUUCUUCUUAGAGCUGUAUUGGCAUUUCCGUUUGAUUUGUCACACAGAAUUUCCAAGACUUGAUGCUCUUCCUGGUUUUUAUCAUUUAUUUUAAUGUAGCAGCAGAAGUUUAUAAAGGGAUUUUCUGUUUGGUAUAUGCGUACGUGACUUCCACCUUGUCAGCAUAGAUGCUUUUCUGGAGUUUUGCCUCAGACCAAACACAAAAGCAAUAUAAACUCCUGACAGAAGGUAGUGAUGGUGCAGCCAGAACGUGUGAGGGCUGUUUGCUUGUUUGUUUGUUGAGGGUUUUUUGGUUGUUUUGUGGGUGGUGGGUUUUUUUUUGGCCUUUCUUUUAUUAAGGUUUAGAUUUUGUACUUGUUCAAACAGUGCUCCUAAUUUGGGGGGUGAGGGGACUCUUACCUGUGUUGGAGAGGAGCUUCCCCAAGCCCCAUUUUCUGGCUUCUGGUGUUUAGCUUUGCAGACCCUUGGUUACUUGGGACAGGCUCCAAACCAGAGAGUAUUUAAUACUACAGGUUUUCCAUAGAUGUUUCUGUAAUAUGCUGGUUAAUUUAAAAGUUUGUUUGGAAAUAUACAUUGCUCUGAAAUUGAAUAAUUUUCCUUUCUGAAUUAUUUAUCUCCUUCAAUUUUAUAUAUAUAUAUAUAUAUAUAUAUAUAUAUAUAUAUAUAUAUAUAUAUAAAAAAUACAUAUAUGAGUGACAAAAACAGCAUUAUAUUGCAGGGGUUACCACUCACUAAUACUGUGAUACUGUGAGUCACAGGCUUUGUCUAGUUUUGAAAAGUUUAAGACACUAAAUUGCAAAUGAGGUGACAACACAUGCCUAGUUGUCAUAAGUAAAGUUAAUUGCCACUAACAUAGGAAAAGUAGUUAUUUGGGCUGGUGGCUAUUUGGUGCUCCGAGGCACUGAGUAGGGAAAGGAUUCAGUGAGCUCUCUUUUCAGGAGAAUUGUACAUCCUUGGUGAGGUGAACUAGAGAAGAAUUUGGAGGAACAGGAACUGGUGCUAUAUGUAUGCACAGUCCCCCACAGCAGGGAUUUUGUGAGGGGAAUGUGUGAGAAGGAACUUGAGGAAGAGAUUUUGGAAACCCCCUUAUUUAACGCUUAAAGGCAACUCAUCUGUGAGGACACUUAGGAAUGGAACCAACUGUUCCCUACAGUGGAAAAUGGUUUCCUCUCACCUUUCCUAAGAUGCCAAAGAUGCAUUCAGAGCUAAAUUUCAGGUACACAGAUGUUCUUGCACCAGCUGGUCCUGGAGCCAAGUGGACAGGGGCUGCAGCUGCUGUUUGGUAAGGGAGCAGGGCUGCUGCUGCCAGCUCUUGUGCAUCUCUUGCCUUUGGUAACUGUGGGUACAGAUCUGCAAGGAGUGGGGGCAAAGGGCAGUUUAGCGAGGGAACCUGUGCCCAGAGGCUCCCUCACUGCUGAUUUGGUGCAGCACUAUAAAGCUUGUACUUAAAAAAAGGAAAAUUAAAUUAUUUCACAAGUUGUAACUGAAAUCUUAGUUCUCCUUCUAGUGGACUGCCGUGGACCAGAAAUUAACUGGGGUAGCAGUUUGUUUUAUGGCUUACACUAAUUGUUAGCGGCCACUGGUGAUAUCCUGUAUAAUACUGGGGAUGCAAAUGUAAGAAAAAAGUGUCAUUGCAAUGAUGAUUUUUCUGUACAGCAAACUUGUGCUGAGUGCUAUAAAUACAUUCAUGUUUACUGCUUUAAAAAGAAAAUUGCACAUUUUAUCUUUCAGUGGGAUUGCCUCCCCUCUUCCCUUUCCAAAAAGAAAAAUCAAAGCUCUUUUAGACUGAUAGCUUCAGGUUGGGGGGAGCUUUGCCAUAUUAUAAAUAUAUAUAAAUAUAUGUAUAAAUAUACUUUUUUAAGCAUGAGAGAGGACAAAAGAAAUACUACAUUAUAGAGUACCCAAUAUAGAUCAUUAUACAAUGGAAUAUGCACAAUUCAAUAAAGAUGUAGUUAAAUUUAA